CCAUUUAAACUUAAACUUCCAUUAUAGUUAACGUGAACUGUGCUGUUUCCAGGCAGGGCUGCCACGUUUACGGUCACAGUCAACCGUUCGAUUUAUAGUCAAAGGCGGCCCGUUUACAGUCAAUGCUGUCACGUCUGUGUUUAACCUGGGUCGUAUGGUUUUCAGUCAUAGCUGGGCCGUUUAUAUUCUGUGCUGUCAUGUCUGUGUCUAAAAUGAAUUGUAUAGUUUUUAGUCACCGCUAGUCCGUUUACAGUAGAGUUGUCAUGUGUAUGGUUAACCUGGACCAUGCUGAUUCCAGUCAGAUCUGGGCGUUUAUGGUUAACGUGAACCAUUCUGUUGUCAGUCAGCGCUGGAAUGUUUAUCAUUAACAAGGACUGUGCUGUUCCAAUUUAGCGCCAGGCGAUUACCGUCUCCCACUCCAUUUGCAUUUAACUCUGGCCCGUUGACAGUUAAUGUGAAAUGCAAUGCAAUUUUAUUUAUUUAUAUAGAAAUGCUCCCUCCCUCUUAAGGUGAGCUGUUCUGUCCAGUGUUGGUUCAUUCCUUUUAACGGGGAUCUUUUCCUUCAGAGCUCCUCUGUUUACUGUCAGCUCCUGCCAAUCCUUUUCCAUUUGACAUCAUCCAUUCCAUCCAGUGGGAGCCUGUUCCAUUCAGUAAUAGACUUCUCUGUUCGGUAUUGGCAUGUUCCUCUCAGCCUGGAUUGUACCAUUGCCAUUUCCGUCCUGUUUCCAUUUUACAUGGCCUGUUCCAUUCAGCAUGGACCGUUCCAUCUUUGUUUCAUUCGGACUUUUCCAUCUUAACCAGGACUGUUCCGUUUAUCUUAACAUGCACCAUUUCCCCUCAGAGAGGGCAGAGCCGCACACUUUGCCUGACUGGACGUAACAGGCUGGCAUUAUACUAGUGGCGUGUUUCCACAGGAAUUCCCCAAAAAACUGUUUUGUCUGCUACCUAAGAGAGGGAUCUGUAAAGUAAUACCAGCGAUGUCGGGGUCUUAAGUUAGGAAUGGGGUCAUUAUCAUUAUUAUUAUUGAGCAGCAAGCAGAUUGUAGCAGGUGGACUUGGAUUUUUAAUUCGUUGGUGAUGUAGCUAUGAUAACCUUUCUAUUUCUACCUAUUUCAAGGUGUGUAGUAUGUUAUUUUUGGUUGUAUAGGUAUAUCCUCACAUAUAGCUUCUCCAGUGUAAUUAAAAAAUAGGAUUUUCAACUUGCCAUACAGGAUUGUUAACUUUCUCAGUGGAUUGCUAAAAUUUCCAAUCCAUGACAGGUAGUGGGGGGGGGGAUAUAAUUUUAACUCUAACCCCCUGUGUAUAGCUGCUAGCGUAUCAAGGAAUGCAGCCAGAAAAUUGCUAUUUUAUUUUGUGUGCCUUUUUUUCCCAUUCAGGCCCAGGGGAACUAUUCUUAAUCUGGUAAUAUACUAAACCAGUCUAGCCUACAGAACAGAGGAGGGGGAGAAAAACCAACACGGUAGCGUUUUUAUAAAUGGCACCCUGAAACAAAGGUGGGAGAAAUUACCCAGCAGGACGGAAAAUAAGCAGCGAUGACGGCAGCUUAGGCUCAGCCAGCUCCGGUCGCAGAGCUUCUCUGGGCGACCCGGGGUCGUCAUCCACGCUCAGAGGCCGAGCGAGAGGGGUCUUUGCCGAAUUGUCACUUCCUUUUCUUCGGAAAUAAGCUCCGUGUCUAGGCAGCCGCCAGACAUAGCCCCCAUCCUUUUGUGGGCAAGGGGGCUGGUUUCAGUCGGGAAGGAAUUUUUUCCCGUCAUAGACAUGCGCUGCUGAUUCAGUGAUCAGCUCUGUGACUUUAGGCACCCGGAGAAACAGCAGUGUAAGUGGAUUGGGAGGGCGGUCAUCUGUGUCUGGCCGAUUUUAGACUUUAUUUCCCCACCCCCAGAGAAUCAGACCAGAUGAUGCAGAUCUCAAUUUCAUUAUUUCACCAUAAAAGGCAUGGUUUCACUAUUUUGUUAUCUGUCCAUAAAAGUUAUGGUUUCACUGUUUCUGUCCUGAAGUCGUCCCAUUGUGAUUAAUGACGCUUUGGUGUGAUGCAAAGUUAUUUUGUGGAUUCUGGAGCUGGUAGUGGGCAGAGCAGACAGCAGGUGUCUAUUGUGUUUUCUUAUAGCGGAUUCUGUCGAAGUGGGGAUCUCCAGUUUUUUUCUCCAGUGAACUAAACUAAGAAACAAUUUUUCUUUAUUAUUUAGGUAAAUAUGGUUGUCUCAUAUUCUGGCAUCAGACCAUCUGCUGUGUGGUUGGGUAUCCGGUAUUAUGUUUGAAGACGGUGACUGCAGAUAAUCAGUGUUGCUGCAUCUCAAUAGAGAGGACUUCAGAAAUGGGCGUGAAAACGUUCACCCACAGUUCAGCCACCCACAGUCAGGAGAUGCUGGAGAAGCUCAACGCCCUACGAAACGAGGGCCACUUCUGCGACGUCACCAUCCGGGUGCAAGACAAAAUCUUCCUGGCGCAUAAAGUGGUGCUGGCCUGCUGCAGCGAGUUCCUGCGCAGCAAGCUGGUGGGCCGCCCAGACAACGACGACAAGGUGGUGCUGGACCUUCAUCAUGUGACGGUGAGCGGCUUCACGCCGCUGCUAGAGUACGCCUACACCUCCACGCUCUCCAUCAACACAGAGAACAUCAUCGAUGUGCUGGCCGCCGCCAGCUACAUGCAAAUGUUUGCUGUCGCCAGCACAUGCUCCGAGUUCAUGAAGUCGAGCAUCCUGUGGAACGCGGGCAGCAGUGGUGGGGGCGUGUCACAGGAGAAGGCACCUGAUGCCACAACAGAGGACACUGCUGGCUGUACCCCGACACCGCAAGACGGCAGCCUUUCGCCAGUGUCAUCCGAGUGCAGCGUGAUGGAGCGGGCCAUCCCUGUGUGCCGCGAGUCCCGCCGCAAGCGCAAGAGCUUCAUCGUCAUGUCUCCUGAGAGUCCGCUGAAGUGCCCUGCCUCGCAGGCUGCCUCCCCACAGGUGCCACAUCCGUCCUCCUCAUUCCCAGACGCUGGCGUGCAGCCGGUGGACUCUUCUCUGGCCUUCCCCUGGACCUUCCCCUUUGGCGUGGACCGGCGGUUUCAGUCGGAGAAACCCAAGGUGCCGGGGAGUCCCCACGGGUUGGAGCAAGGCGCCUCUGCCACCGACGUGUCCCGCGGCCUGCCUGACUACCUGGCCUGCGAGGGGCCCAAGACGGUGGUGGCGGCAUCCCCACUGGCAGGAGAGGAGGAUGUCCGUGUCAAAGUGGAGCGGCUCAGUGACGAGGAGGCUCACGAGGAAGCAUCACAGCCUGUUAGUGCCUCUCACAGCUCCCUCAGUGACCAGCAGACCGUCCCCGGCAGUGAACAAGUCCAGGAGGACCUUUUAAUCAGCCCCCAGUCCUCCUCCAUAGGUUCCAUAGAUGAGGGUGUCGUGGAGGGCUUGCCUUCCAUUCAGGGCACGUCCAACGCCAGCGGCCACGCAGAAGAUGACGAGAGGUUAGAGAAUGUUCAGUACCCGUAUCACCUGUACAUAAGCCCCUCCACCAGGCCCGGAACCAAUGGCCCAGACAGGCCGUUUCAGUGUCCCACAUGUGGGGUCAGGUUUACACGCAUCCAGAACCUGAAGCAGCACAUGCUUAUCCACUCAGGCAUUAAGCCCUUCCAGUGUGAUCGCUGUGGGAAAAAAUUCACAAGGGCCUACUCGCUUAAGAUGCACCGUCUGAAGCACGAAGGUAAACGCUGUUUCCGGUGCCAGAUCUGUAGCGCCACUUUCACUUCCUUCGGUGAAUAUAAGCACCACAUGAGGGUGUCCCGCCACAUGAUCCGCAAGCCGCGGAUUUACGAGUGCAAAACGUGCGGCGCCAUGUUUACCAACUCCGGCAAUUUAAUCGUACACCUGAGGAGUCUGAACCAUGAGGCGUCAGAGCUAGCAAACUACUUCCAGAGCAGUGAUUUCCUCGUGCCCGACUACCUGAACCAGGUGCAGGAGGAGGCCUUGGGACAGUACGAGUUGGCGGAGCAAAGUUUCGAAGGCAACUCUGUCCAGAUGCCGGUCAUCUCCCAGGUCUCCUCCACCCAAAACUGCGAGAGCGCCUUCUCUCUCGCCCCCCCGGGCGCCCUGGCCGCUAAGGAGGUGGAGGAGGACGAAGAGGAGGUGGAGGAGGAGGAGACAGUGUCAGAAGCGCCAAAGACAAGCACUGGCAGCUCUGUGGAGACUCCCAAAGACGGAGGCUCCCACAAGGAGGCUCUGGCCUCGAUCACUAUCCAGUGACCCACGUCACCUCCCCCUCCCCCUUCGCUGCCUGAAGCCCUGCCCCCACCCCUUGCCCAACCAAUGGAAAAGUGCCUGAAUUUCGUUCUCUGUGAUUUUAAGUAAAAAAACACCAAGGUGAGGUUUAAAUCCUGACAAGAGCAACGAAAGGUUUUUUCUUUUUCCUUUUGCAGUUUCAAACUGGAUCCUAUGAGUGUUUUUUUUUUUUUUUUUUUUUUUUUUUUUUUUUACAGUUGUCAGGCUUAUGUUUUUAGUGUCGCUUACAAACAAUUGCUUGUAGGUUUUGAAUAGUUUGACACUGAUAUUGUCGAUGGUUGAUAGCUGAUGUUAAUCGUAUGAGUACGUAUGUGUGUGAAUGUGUGUGUGUAAUGUCCCUAAGAAUAUGAACCACUUACAUUUUUAUAUAUAUAUAUAUAUAUAUAUAUAUAUAUAUAUAUACAAUAUAUAUUAUGCUGUAAGUGUUUAAACAUGUUUUUCUAGGUGAAACUUGAAAUAGCCUUUAUAUUUACGUGGCUCACGAUCACAUGUUAUGCUCCCUAUUGGUGUGUGAGCUCUCGGUGACACAAGGACUAGCGGGGGGGGGGCUUUAUCCAGGGAUCUUUCCCUCCCAAAAAUCUCAAUUAAAGAGAAGCCAACUUCAAGCUGAAGCUAACAAUAGCACCUGAAGCUCAAGGCGACUCUCUAUGUGAAUGACCCUCCCUUUAAGGGGGGGCAUGGCCUGACUGAACUGUGCUCAAGUGCCAAGCAGGUGCCCCCCAGCUCAGAGAACCUUUAUUGGAGUGACAGUGAGGGGUUCCCUCCCGGCACCAGUCGGUGGAGCACUCCCCUGCACCUCGGUUCACUCUAGGGGUUACCAGUAUCACUGAACACAGCCCAGAGAAUCACACCAAACAAAACGUGACAUGUCUAUAAAUACGCUCUAUAAAUACGCUGUACACAUGAAUACACGUCGGCUCCGACUUCGCUUGUGUUGCGAAGUGGGCUAUGAACACUAAACCUUGGACCUGUGUUGUCAUCAGGCAGAUGCAGUGGUGUGAUGAAACGCUCGGGUCAGUCCUGUAGAGUUAAGCAAAACUGCCAUUUCGAACAAUCGUUUGUGAGCUCCCACCCCCCCACCCCCCCGAGGGGACAUGUACGCCCUUCAGAAACUGACACUUUCCGGUGGCACUUAAUGUUAUUUCCACCAUCAUUCAAUAUUAACGAACCUGGCAGGCGAGGAGUCCCGACAUUUCUCUCUGAAUCAUCAGUUCGAUGCCUUCUUUCUCUGUGGUUGUGAUGAUGCAUUCAGACCGGCCGACUCUGCUCAAUCAGCAGCUUACUGGCUGAAGAAGCAUUCAAAACACUUGUACAUCAUUCAGAUGACAGACAAGGGAAUUAGAAUGAGCUGUCGAAUUACCUUUGUCUUCAAAACUUUUCAAUUUGUCUGAUAUUAGCACCAAGUUAUUUAUACACUCGUAUGCUGCUGUAUGGUGAUACUGUAAGACUUUUAGUAAAAGGAAAUAAGUGCCCGAAAUAUUUGUGUUCUUCAUUUGGACCUUUUUGUGUGCAAUAAAUAAAAAAAUAUAUAUAUAUGUAAGGUCUAAUGCCAAUUGUUUCAGAAUUUCAAAACGAAAGAAUGUAUGUUUUUUUUGUAAUAGUGGGCUUUGAUAAUGUGACUUACUUGGACGAGAAGAGGUUGGAAAUUCUUUCAUUUCUGUGAAACAAACCGCCUACGGAGAAAAAAAAAAAAAACCGCACGAGUUUGCCGUCGCUCUCCCCUGAAUCGUGACCGUGUGCCGUCCUUGUGUGACGCUGUGAAAGUGUUCCUGCCGCUUUUUGACGACCUGCUUCACGUCGGGGCUGUUGGGGGCGGGAGAGACUGCCAGUCGGCCUCGACUCCCGCAGUUAUUAUCGGCAUAUCCGCUCUUAUCGCUAAAAUCUGAUAUCAUUCAGCAUGGGGAACGUUUCUUUUCUUACUGUUUUGUCUCCCCGUUUUUAUAGAUGUCGCUUCUGAAGUGUGAAAUGUUUUCAUCGCUUCGGAUAACCUAUCUGCUUUUUAUAUGUAAUAUACAUUUUCUGGUUUAUAGUGUUAAAAAAGAGAAACAAGUGUAGCUAUUUGUCACUAUAUUUUUGUGAACUUUUGUAUUUUAAUUGCUGUUUGAUUGUCAUUUUUGGAAAUUCUUAUCAGUGUGGGUACCCAGAAAAGGUCAUUGGAUUCUGAGCCUUAUAGUGUUCGCUUUGUGACUGUCUGUAAUGUAUAUAUUCUUUAUAGUUUUGGUAAUCUGAAGCCUAGUUUUACUCGUAUUGUGUGCCUUUUGAUAUAUAAUCUGUAGUUUAUUUAAAUGGUCUUAAAAUACCGUGAUACGAUACAGAAAAGAAUGCAACAGCCUGUAGUUUCCAUAGUAACCUGGAUUUGUUUUUAAAAUUCUGUUUUUAGAGCAUUCUUUGGAAUCCAAACUUCGAGUAGAAAACCGACCUUCUGCAUUCUUUAUAACUAUUGGAUGUUUUUAAGCUUGCUCAUUUGUGUUUUUUGCAAGAACAUUAAUAGGGGUGUUUUGUACAAAAUUUAAAUUUAGAUUGUAAAUAAAAGUUUAUGCACCAUG
Molecule: messenger RNA, 6800 nt
Organism: Brienomyrus brachyistius
Lineage: Eukaryota; Metazoa; Chordata; Actinopteri; Osteoglossiformes; Mormyridae
Gene: zbtb44
Product: zinc finger and BTB domain containing 44
Exons: 6
Coding region: 2314-4218 (634 amino acids)
Biological process (GO): regulation of transcription by RNA polymerase II; positive regulation of gene expression
Molecular function (GO): protein binding; RNA polymerase II cis-regulatory region sequence-specific DNA binding; DNA-binding transcription factor activity, RNA polymerase II-specific
Source: RefSeq, a predicted model, not a curated record